AUGAAGACACCUGUUGUGCCAUCAAAGAGUCUUUUGCGCUUUCUACGAUCACAAUCCAGCUUUGCCUGCAACACUCAUUGUUUGCGCCUUCGAUCCGUCGAUCCGAGCCAGAAAUCAUGUCGAGGGCUGGCAACAUCCCCCCCAUUGCUUUCAAGUCGAUCUUCCACCAACGAUGAGAUCUGGCAGCGACCUCGUGAACCUCUCAAGGCAUUGCCUGCUCCCAGAUCUCUUCCUCCCAAGGCGACUCAAACUCGAAAUGCCAGCACAGAGAGUCAUCCACCAGGCUUCUGGCGACGAUGGCUACGCCAUAGACAAGCCCUAGCUCGCUCAAAAAUCCCCCCCGAUCCUCGCACCGGCAAUUCCUCUUACGAAGAAGCCUCGGCUCAACUCUUCAAUCUCUCUAGGACUCUGUCGAGAAAUACCUCGGGCGCAGAUCUCAAACUGCGCUGCACCGAGUUUGAUGCCAAUGGCUCCGUCACUCUGGUCUCCGGGGAAUUUAAGAAGUCCGAGUUGAUAGCCAAAUACGGUCUGCAGCCUCGAGAUUUGAGGAAGAUCGACUCCUCAGUCCUCCCUCAUAUUCUCGUUCGACCAACUGCCCUCCUCAUCAAUCUCCUUCAUCUUCGAGUCCUCAUCCAAUCCGACCGGGUCCUAGUCUUCGAUGCUUAUGGCAGUACUGAUUCUUAUACCCAAUCGCUAUUCAUGUACGAUCUAGAGGGCAAGCUCCGACAGAAGGCAGACCCCAGGAAUGGAUCAACACAUCUUCCCUAUGAGCUGCGUGCCCUCGAAGCAGUACUCAUCUCGGUCACCUCGGGAUUGGAAGCUGAAUUCGCCCUGGUCCGAGAGCCCGUUGCCAACAUUCUUCAAGCCCUAGAAGAAGAUAUCGAUCGAGAUAAGUUGAGACAUCUGCUCAUUCACUCCAAGAAGUUGGGCACCUUUGAACAAAAGGCUCGAUUGGUUCGGGAUGCCAUUGAUGACUUGUUGGAAGCAGAUGACGAUCUGGCCACCAUGUAUCUCACCGAACGAAAACUCACUGGCACGGCGCGAGAGGAGGACAAUCAUCAAGAGGUGGAGAUGUUGCUAGAGUCAUAUCAUAAAAUCUGUGAUGAAAUCGUCGAAAUUUCCGGUCUCUUGAUCAGCAAUAUUCGCAAUACCGAAGAGGUAGUCAAGGCUAUUCUCGACGCAAAUCGUAAUCAGCUCAUGCUUCUCGAAAUCAAAUUCAGCAUUGGUACAUUGGGACUCGCUGGAGGCACUCUGGUCGCUGGACUUUAUGGUAUGAACCUGAAGAACUUCAUAGAAGAGUCGGAUCUGGCUUUUGGCGGGGUCAGUGUCAUUUGUUUUGCUCUGUCUGCCAUGAUCUGUGUCUAUGGCAUGCGCAAACUACGAAAGGUCCAAAAAGUGCGUAUGUGGGGCGAAGGCAUUGACAUCUUCGGUCGCCAACCCAGAGGUGGUGGAAGAGGCAACUGGAGGAAUGAGGCUGUUGAAAGCCAAGCACAGCGUCAAAGCAGAUUGAAUAGGACUGGGAUCAAUUAUGCAACUCAUCCAGCUCAAGCCGGGCCUGUACUCUGGCCAGGAAUGGAGGGUCUGGGAGUGCAUAAACUCGAUUCCACUGGAGACAAUGAUCGACGAAGUGGUGAACUAGACACCAAUAGUGACGCUGACGUGCAUGGGCAUGACGAUGUCAACGCAACGACUCACGAUGAGUUUAAAAGUGUCGAAUCAAGGAUGAGAGCGGACACGGUUCAAGAAAGAGGCGUGGCUGUGAAGAACCAUCAGCGACAGCCACAUCAUAAUCAUGGACAUCGCCAUGGCAAGAAAUGA
Messenger RNA from Exophiala bonariae, 1818 nucleotides. RefSeq lists its product as uncharacterized. Bases 1 to 1818 code for a protein of 605 amino acids. Gene Ontology annotation, cellular component: mitochondrial inner membrane. The record is from RefSeq and is a predicted model, not a curated record. The transcript has a single exon. NCBI's taxonomy places the organism in Eukaryota, Fungi, Ascomycota, Eurotiomycetes, Chaetothyriales, Herpotrichiellaceae. Gene Ontology annotation, molecular function: magnesium ion transmembrane transporter activity. Gene Ontology annotation, biological process: mitochondrial magnesium ion transmembrane transport.